Molecule: messenger RNA, 1314 nt
Organism: Vigna angularis (adzuki bean)
Lineage: Eukaryota; Viridiplantae; Streptophyta; Magnoliopsida; Fabales; Fabaceae
Product: aspartic proteinase CDR1-like
Exons: 1
Coding region: 1-1314 (437 amino acids)
Biological process (GO): proteolysis
Cellular component (GO): extracellular region
Molecular function (GO): aspartic-type endopeptidase activity
Source: RefSeq, a predicted model, not a curated record
AUGUACAUGAUGACAAUGGUUGUACGUUAUUCAUCUUUUCUCAUAGUCUUUGUAUUUCUUCAAAACAUUUCUUUCUCAAAAGCUCUUAAAAGCAGUUUCAGUGUGGAGAUGAUCCACCGUGAUUCACCAAAAUCACCAUUUUAUCGUCCCACGGAAACUCAUUUCCAACGAGUUGAAAAUGCCAUUCUUCGUUCCAUCCAUCGUGCUAAUUACUUCAACCUAGACUCAAACGAUGUUGAGGGCACUAUAACACCAGUUUCAGGAGAAUUCCUGCUGAACUAUUCAGUUGGAACUCCACCAGUCCAAAUCCUUGGUAUAGUUGAUACUGGUGCAAGCUUUAUUUGGAUGCAAUGUCAACCUUGUGAAAACUGUUACAAACAAGACAGGCCCAUAUUUGAUCCUUCAACUUCAAGGACAUACAGUAGUAUCCCUUGUGUUGCUGCUGAAUGUCUGAGUGGGCCAAAUUCUUUUUGCAAUUUUAACAAUAGAAAACACUGUGCAUAUAAAGCUACCUACGGUGAUGGAUCAUUUUCAGAAGGAGAUUUCAGUUGGGACACCAUUACUCUAACUUCCAGUACUAAAAAUGUUCCUGUAGCAUUUCCCCAAACUGUGAUUGGAUGUGGACACAAUAACGUUGGAAUCUUUGGUAAGCAAAGCUCUGGCAUAGUUGGCAUUGGAAACGGACCUCUCUCACUUGCAAAUCAGUUAAAACCUAAAACAGGUGGAACGUUUUCCUAUUGUUUGACGCCAAUGUAUGAAGGAGAUGCAAAACCUAGUUAUCUCCAUUUUGGAGAUCUUGGUGAGGUUGUUGAAGGUGCCGUUUCAACCCCUUUAAUCAUAAACAAAGUACGGCCAUCCAUGUACUUCGUGGUGAUGGAAGCAAUCAGUGUGGGAAGCAAGAGAAUAGAGUUUCCCGGAAAUGUUGAAUAUGGAAACAUCUUUAUUGACUCAGGGGCAACGAUGACUUAUUUGCCAGAUGAGGUUUACUCAAGUUUGGAAAGAGAAAUGGUAAAUGCAGUUAAUUUACCUCGUACUAAUAGCCCACUAAAAGGUUUGAAGUUGUGCUACGAAAUUACAGCUGGUGAAGAAUAUCAUAUACCAACAGUGUUUGCACAUUUUAAAGGUGGUGGAGCUGUGAAAUUGUAUUCUAUAAACACCUUUCUCAAGGUCAGGGAAACUGUCAUAUGUUUGGCUUUCCGUUCAGGUUUUCAAGCCAUUUUUGGGAAUUUGGCACAGCAGGACAUCUUGGUUAGCUAUGACACACAACAAAACACAGUCACCUUUCUCAACACAGAUUGUACCUCCGAGUUAUAG